Helobdella robusta is the source of this 3195-nucleotide messenger RNA. RefSeq lists its product as hypothetical. Gene Ontology annotation, cellular component: eukaryotic translation initiation factor 4F complex. The transcript is spliced from 13 exons. Lineage: Eukaryota; Metazoa; Annelida; Clitellata; Rhynchobdellida; Glossiphoniidae. Bases 1 to 3195 code for a protein of 1064 amino acids. Gene Ontology annotation, molecular function: mRNA binding; protein binding; translation initiation factor activity. The record is from RefSeq and is a predicted model, not a curated record.
AUGCUCAUCCUACAGCUACUGCACUUACUACUGCUGACUGCUGCUUCAACUGCUGCUGCUUUAAUUACUACCACAGCCACUAAAAUCACAGCCACCACAACCUGUGUAACAGUUACAAAUAGAAAACAGAUUAGACUCAAUAAAUUUAGCUACAAUUGCAGCAUUCGCAAAUGCAUUCAAGACAUCAACAACAACAAUAACAACAAAAAUAAGAAUAAUAACAACAGUCGAAACAACAACAUUAUUAUCAUUGACGAUACCAUUUUUAAAACUUAUCGUGCAAGCUUUAAUGACAAUAACAAUAGUAGCAAUAACAAUAGUAUCAUUAAAAAUAAUUCUGACAAUAAUAACAAUAAUAAUAAUAAUAAUAAUAAUAACAAUAAUAAUAAUAACAAUAAUAAUAAUCGUAACAUCAACAAUCUUAACAACAUUGGAACCUAUAUCGAAGACAAUGUCAUCUACACAAAACGAAACAUCAGCAACAAUAAUAGCAUCAACAACAAUAAUAAUAAUAACAUCAACAACAAUAAUAAUAAUAAUCCAAGUAAAAAUAAUAAUAACAUCAAAAAUUACAACAAUAACAACAAUAAUAAUCACAUUAAUAAUAGCAGCAAUGACGAUGAUGAUAAAAAUAAUGAUGAUGGUGAUGGUGGAGAAGACCACACAAAAAGUUAUUGCAGCGACAUCAACAACAACAACAUUAACAACAACAACAACAACAACAACAACAAUAAUAAUAAUAAUAAUAACAACAACAAUAAUAAUAAUAACAACAACAACAAAAACAACAGUCAUUCAUUGUUUGUUAAGAGCCAGUUAGCAAACCACAAUAGCACUAAGUUGUCUGAAACUAAAAAAAACAAUAAUAAAGUUUUAAAUAAUAAUUUAAAUGAUAAUGCUAAUAACACUACUACUACUACUACUACUACUACUACUACUGCUACUACAACUACUACUGCUACUACAACUACUACUACUGCUACUACAACUACUACUACCGCUGAUACUGCUACUACUGCUGCUGCUGCUACUACUACUACUGCUGCUGCUGCUACUACUGCUGCUACUACGACAACUGCGGCUGCUACUACUACUACUACUGCUACUACUAUUAACAGCAAUAGAAAUAUUAAUACCCAUGAUGAUAAUAACUACAGCAACAACAGCAAUUAUGUCAUACAAAUACGUUCACACAACCAGAUCGUUUUUAGUCUCAAUAACAACGACAACAACAGCAGCAACAACAACAACAACAACAACAAUAACAUCAACAACAACGACAACCACAACAGCAACAACAACAACGUUAAUAACAAUGUCAAUAACAUCAUCAACAACAACAAUAACAAUAAUAACAAUAACAAUUAUAACAAUAAUAAUAAUAAAAACAGCAACAACGUCGUCAUCAUCACCAUCACUGAACCAAGGUGCUCUUCCUCUGACAAAUCAGAAAUCAGGAAAUACUCUCCCGACUUCCUAUUGGCUCUCAGACAGACUCCACCCUCCCUUGUUAAGCCAACUAAUCUGCCGACUAUACCUGGAAUUGUUUUAAUGCAGCAGCACAUGGUUUUUAACAAGUUGCGCGCGUUACUGAACAAGAUCUCGACGAAAAACUUUGAGAGCAUAUGCCAGCAGAUCCAACUACAUCUGAACCAGAUCAGCAGCGAGCACCUUAUGAAGUCUUGCAUAAAUAUCCUCUUUGAUAAGGCAAUAACAGAAAUCAACUUCUCAGAACUCUACGCAAAGUUGGCCAGAAAAUUUGCGACGGACGACUCAGCAACAUGGGCAGAGAAGAGCGAGGAGGAAACUGAAAUUAUCAAAAAAUCAAAAACGCUCGGAAAUAUAAGGUUCAUAGGCGAGUUGUACAGACAGGAUAUGAUUCAGGAGGCAGCCAUCCAUCAAUGUAUCGUCGACCUUCUAAAGUCGGGUCGAGAUGAGAGUCGGCUGGAGAGUCUCUGUCGUUUGCUAACUACAGUCGGGGUGAAAAUUGAUUUGUGUCAAUCAAAGUUCUUGAUGGACCAGUACUUCAAGAGGUUGAAGGACAUAUCGAGCAGAAGAUAUUUGUCCGCCAGGUUAAAGUUCAUGAUCAAAGACGUCCUUGAACUUAGAGAGUGUCUUUUUGACAGAAUUAACACCAGCACUAACAACAAGAACAAUAAUAGCAACAUUCACAACAAUAAUAAUAUUUUGUACAGUAAAACCAGAACAGAUGAAAUUAGCAUGAAUUUAAAUGUUGUUGCUAUAAAAAUUUUGCAAAGAGAUAAAACUAAAUCAUUUGAAUUCUUAAAUAACAACAACAACAACAAAAACAACAUAAACAUCAUCAACAACAACAUCAACAACAACAUCAAUAUUAUCGGUGACAUUAACAAAACUAAAAAUAGCAACAUCAACACUAAAAUACUCAGCCCUAAUGUCAACAACAGCAGCAACAACAUCAUCAACAACAACAUCAACAACAACACCAACAACAACAUCAACAACUUCAACAACAACAACAGCAUCAACAACAACAACAACGUUAAUGACAUCAACAACAACAACAAAAUGAAAAUAACUCGCGAGAAAUUGCAACAAAAAUGCUCUGACUUCUUCAAAGAGUAUCUAUUGAUCCGAAAUUUAAAAGAGGCGGAGUUAUUUUUCAACGAAAUGGGCACACAUCACGUAGAAUGUGUGGAGAGGAUGAUGACCGAAUGUCUGGAAAGAUCGAGGAAUGACAGGAUGGCGAUGAGUGAGUUACUCAUUCAUCUGCUAUCAAGAGAUGAAGAAGAUAACGAUGCUGACGAUGAUGCUGCUGAUGCUGACGAUGGCAGUGGCCAUAAUUCACCCAAUUCAUCAACACCUCUCUGCAUUAAUACAUUCGUGGAAAGUUUGAAGAAAAUCUUUGAAGCAUCGGAUGACUUGGAAAUUGACAUACCGAAAUUUUGGUUGUACAUGGCAGAAAUCUUGCUGGAGAUUCUAACUAAGAACAUUGCUGAUGUUAUGAAUGUAAUUUUCAACAACAACAGCAACAGCAGCAACAACAACAAUAACAACAACAAAAAUUAUGGUGACGAUAUGAAAAAAUGGAAGAAGAUUUUUUGCCAUAUUGUUAAUGAGAUGAGAUUUUCUAAUGUAGCUAGUGCAAGAGAACAAGAUAUGGAGAUAUAUGAGAAAAGAAAGGGGCACAAGCAACUAGACGAGCAGCAGAGUUAA